UACACGGAGAGCUAACUCUAAUUUACCAAAUUUGCUUGAUAACUAUUUUGUACGUACGGUCAAAAGAAGGGCUGAUAUUGGCGAAACCAUGUGUGAUUCAAGUGGAGGGAACCCUGAAGAUGAGAGAAUACUCCUGGUGAAAUCCAUCUCUUCUCUCACUGAAACAGAGGAAACACUCCUAGGCAGAGCAAGAGAUAUACUAAAGGAGUCUUUGUCUGUGUUGGUUGAGGAGAAGAUUGGGCUGCUAUUCAAGAUCGUAUCAACGUAUAAAGACGUUCUGCUAAGACAUGGAAUGAAAACAAAGGCAGAAUUUAACCGAUACAUUCAGAGGUAUUACAGGCACCCUGAGGUCCGAGAGGCAGCAGACUACUGGCAGGAUCUCGAGAGAGAAUGGGAUGAUUUUCUUGGUGAUGUAGACAAGAUGUUGGAUACGGAGCAGGAUGUGCAGUUAGGCCCAGGUGAACUGGGCCCAGUGGACUUGCCAGUAGAGGAUGCUCAGUCUGGAAAGUCCACAACUCUACAGAGUUACCUCCCUUCAUCCAGCCUCACUCUUGUCUUGUUGCGUCAUUUUGCCUGACUACCAUGACGAGAUCAUGUGGCACAACUUCUUGCUCACCAGGAGGAGUUUUCUGCAGCAGGAAGUAAGGUGCUUGUGAUCUCAUUUGGAGCUAAGGAAGGGGCGGAGAAAUGGCUGGCUGACACGGGCUGUACAUUUGACAUGCUGCUGGAUCCCGACAGAAAGUUGUAUAAAGCAUUCUCAUUGAAGAGGUCUGUUUUGAAGGUGUGGAGUGUAUCGUGCCUAGUUUACUAUGCUGAACAGAUGGUGGCAGGACGAGAGUUACCCGCCCCUUAUGAGGACAUUGAUGAUGACCCACAUCAGAUGGGAGGAGACUUCACGCUGGAGAGGGAUGGAAAGAUGAAGCUCAUCUACCUCAGCGCUACAGCCAAAGACAGACCAUCUGUUGAUGCCCUUCUUCGGUCUGUCAAGGACAUGAAUUCUACAGGAGACCAAUAGCUCACCUUUCCAGGAAAUGAAAGCUUGAAGCAUUUCUGUGCUGAUUAAUGAAGGUCAAGGUCUAAACCAGUAUGGCUGCCAUGACUGGACACGUCAGUGAAGUGGAAUGUUUCAAUAUUUCGUUACAUAUUUCUUUAUAUACAAGAUGUAAAAUGAACCUUUUAUUUUACUGCAAUAUCUACCUACCUAUAUCUUUACUAUAUAUUUAUGCUAAAGGAUUUUUCACUGCACAAUAUCAUGACUUCAUGAAC
Haliotis rubra (blacklip abalone) is the source of this 1266-nucleotide messenger RNA. RefSeq lists its product as uncharacterized. Lineage: Eukaryota; Metazoa; Mollusca; Gastropoda; Lepetellida; Haliotidae. The transcript has 11 exons. The record is from RefSeq and is a predicted model, not a curated record.